Messenger RNA from Medicago truncatula (barrel medic), 1346 nucleotides. RefSeq names its product ethylene-responsive transcription factor 2. The transcript has a single exon. The coding region runs from base 149 to 955 and encodes 268 amino acids. Lineage: Eukaryota; Viridiplantae; Streptophyta; Magnoliopsida; Fabales; Fabaceae. Gene Ontology annotation, molecular function: DNA-binding transcription factor activity; DNA binding. The record is from RefSeq and is a predicted model, not a curated record. Gene Ontology annotation, biological process: regulation of DNA-templated transcription; ethylene-activated signaling pathway.
AUACCUCACUUAUUCUCAACAUUUCAACUUCGAAUAUUCAAUUCAACCCUCUCUCUAAAAAACAUCACAAAACGAAAAUUUCAUUCCUUCCACACUCUCCAAUCUCCAUAGCAAAUUACAACACAAAAACUUUACCAAAGGCCACAACAUGUACGGAAAUAGUAAUUUUGAUUCCGAUCUUGCCCUUUUAGACUCUAUUCGCCGCCACUUGUUAGGAGAAUCCGAAUUUAUAUUCGGUGCUCCAACAAAUGUUUCGGGUAAUACCCGAGUUUUCUCUCGGAGCUCCAGUUUCAGCAGCUUAUACCCAUGUUUAAGUGACAAUUGGGGUGAACUACCACUCAAAGAAGAUGAUUCUGAAGAUAUGGUACUUUACGGCGUCCUCCGCGAUGCCGUAAAUGUUGGGUGGGUCCCGUCUCUCGAAGUCGGGUCACCCGAAAGUGUCUCAUCGGUUUUUCCGUUAGAAAUGACGGUGAAACCGGAGCCGGAUGUUAUGCCGGUGGAGAAUGUCCUCCCGGUAGCUUCAACAGCGGAGCAAGUGGUUCCUGAGGGGCCAAAAGCUGCUCCGGUGAAAGGAAAACACUACCGCGGUGUGAGACAACGGCCGUGGGGGAAAUUUGCGGCGGAGAUUCGUGAUCCGGCGAAGAACGGAGCUAGAGUUUGGCUUGGAACAUUUGAAACCGCUGAGGAUGCGGCUUUGGCUUAUGAUAGAGCUGCGUAUAGGAUGAGAGGGUCAAGAGCUUUGUUGAAUUUUCCACUUCGGGUUAACUCCGGUGAACCCGACCCGGUUAGAAUAGCUUCAAAACGUUCUUCGCCGGAACGCUCUUCGUCAUCGGAAAGUAAUUCUCCGGCGAAGAGGAAGAAAGUAAUGACAGCUCAGAGUGGAUUAAAAACAGGACAAGUGGGAAGUCAAGUGGCACAACAAUGUACACGUGGAGGACAGUUAUUGGUUUCUUAAUAUACGGUUCUACCGUACUAGGAACAAAAAAUGUUUAGGUUAAUGUUGUGUUGUGUUUCUUCAAUGCAAUUUGUAAUUAUCCGAAGACAUGUGUGUACUGUGUAUAGCACUAUGCAACUAUUCCUUCUUUUGUGCCUACACAAUUUUGGAACCAAGGAAAAGGAUGAAAAUGUAGCAAAAUGGUGAUUCAUGAGGGAGACAAAAAUGCGGGAGAAAAACAAAAAUUGAAAAAAUGAGAAAUGAAAUAAUGAUGUUUAAAGGAUAGUGAAUGAAGUGGGGUUAUGCGAUGUAACUUUGUGAAUAUAGAAAUUCUUAUUUGUUUGAUCAAAGUUAUGAAUGUGUUAAUUGUGAUAAAUGAGAUGAGACCCACCUUGGCUUUUCUAUUUCCUAA